Messenger RNA from Tachysurus vachellii, 1961 nucleotides. Its product is annotated as alpha-(1,3)-fucosyltransferase 4-like. Gene Ontology annotation, molecular function: alpha-(1->3)-fucosyltransferase activity. Bases 203 to 1324 code for a protein of 373 amino acids. The record is from RefSeq and is a predicted model, not a curated record. Gene Ontology annotation, cellular component: membrane. The transcript has a single exon. NCBI's taxonomy places the organism in Eukaryota, Metazoa, Chordata, Actinopteri, Siluriformes, Bagridae.
CAGCAUGCAGCACUAAAGCUAACACUCACAGGCUCCUUCUCCUAGUCCGAAUGUACUACUGUACAUAGAGAGUUGCGUUAAAUAGAGAGCAAGUUUCUCAGACGCUAAUCUCACACCCUGACAGGUCGGGUCCAGUUUGAGGUGGAAUCGAGGUCAAGGUAGAAGUGUGUAUUUGGAUUUAAAGACAUUUCUUUGUGUAUUUAUGGAACUUCUCUCUGAGUGGAAAAAAAAGAAAUGUCCCAAAUCCACAAAGUACAGAUUUUCUCACCAAAAAUAUUGCCUCAUCGUGGUGGAGGCACACCAUUCCAGUGUGCUAGUCUUUGCUCUCGCGCUUUUGUGUUUGACAAUCCUGCUCGUUCUCAGUUUGCUUACUUUGCCGACCCCAGAGCAAGACAGGCCCACUCUGGGAUCCGAAACAAGGAGCGUUACUCUUCUCAUCUGGUGGCUUCCUUUUGGAAAUGGACGUUCUCUCCCCGACUGCAAAGUGAGCUAUGGCGUGCCAGGUUGCAACGUGACGACAGACAGGCGCGUAUAUGCUCACGCUGAUGCCGUCAUCAUACACCACCGUGACUUCUUGAUGCACUGGGAGGAGCUGCUGGAGAAGCCACGCCCCCCGCUGCAGAAGUGGAUCUGGAUGAACUUCGAGUCGCCGUCGCACUCUGGGUCUCUGCACCAGAUUGAUGGGAUUUUUAAUCUCACCAUGUCAUACCAUGCGGGUUCUGAUAUUUUUCUACCGUACGGUUACCUUGAGCCACACCAUUCCUAUGGUAACAGACAGAUCCGCAUGAAGCGUAAGCGUCGUUUAGUAGCAUGGGUGAUCAGUAACUGGAGAGAGGAGCAGGAAAGAGUGCAGUUCUACUACCGAUUUCGCCGUUACCUGCACGUGGACAUUUACGGACGUGGAUUUCUUCCGCUAGUAAACAACAGCGUGGUGAAAACUGUCUCAGGUUACAAGUUCUACCUCGCAUUUGAAAACUCAUGUCACACAGACUACAUUACAGAGAAACUCUGGUGCAAUGCUCUGGUCUCCGGUGCCGUUCCAGUGGUGCUCGGGCCAUCCCGAGAGAACUACGAGCGCUUUCUUCCUGCUGAUGCCUUCAUCCACGUGGAGGAUUUUAAAAACCCGCGUUCACUUGCUUCCUACCUCAAACGCCUGGACCGUAAUCCUGCCCUCUAUCGCCAUUACCAUGCCUGGAGGCGGAACUACAACGUGCAUGUGACCUCGUUCUGGGCGGAGCACUUCUGUGCUGCCUGUCAGGUUGUGCAAGACAACCUCCUCGUGCACAAAACCGCCAGAGACCUCGCAUCGUGGUUUCUGUCCUAAGAGGCGAAGUCUGAGUCCGAGUCUUAGUCUAACGCCAAAGCCCCGGGGUUGAUAAGUUAUCAAAACAUUUUUGCCAAGUUUCUAUUUCUUUAUUAGUCUUCUUUGAGUAAUAUGUAUGGGGAAAUGUGUUUGAUGUCCAAAUCAGUUUGUACUGGAGAUACUGCUGUAAUCCUGUUAACGACAUAGGGCUCUGAGUAGACGGGAAAUAUUAUUCAUGGACCCAGAACAGGCUAUGAGUUUACACCUUGUUUUGUUUCAGUUCUUCCAAAUCAGCGUCUUGUACGACUUUGCUGUCUGGCAUUUGAUGUAAUUAGUUGUUUUUCUGUUUUGUUUUUUUGUGUAUAAAUCUCCCGUUUAUCUUUCACAAUUUGCAUGCAGAAAAAAAGCCUUUCAUUUCCUGAAAGCAUCAAUUCUGCUCAAGUUGUGAUGAUAAUGAAUUUGGAUAAGAUGACAGAGUUUGGAGCAGGAGGCCGUAACCGGCUACAGCGUGGAAAUGAGAUUCAGAUGAAGCUGUGAUGGAUUUCACAAUGUGCCCAUUUAGUAUUUAAACCAGGUGUAGGGACACAGUCUGGGUGGAGAUGAAACUCACACACUGGGCCUCAUUUAUUACAGUUGUGUGUAAGUAACUCAAUUAAAA